AUGGCUUCUCUUCCCCUUCUUCUCCUACUUAUCCUAUGUGGUUCUUUGCAUGCAUACACCCCUCGCCAUCUUACUAAAAAAGACACAACAAAACAUCAUUUUGAUAAGGUAGAUCCAGCACAGCAACAGAAAAUCGUAAAUAAUGAAAUAAAUAUCUUUGCGGGUGGUAGCAGUGCAUCAACUUUGAAGAAAGUGAUCGUAGUGCCAUCUUGCCAAACAGGUUCGCCAUCUCUUCUUGUAGCAGAGAAUGAGAGGGGACAUGCAAGGUCAAUGAUGGGACCAGCUAGACACCAUGUUGAAGAAACAAUGGUGACAAACACCAAUGAGAAUGCAGAAGACAUAGUUGAGAUGGAUUAUGCACAACCACAUCGGAAACCACCUAUUCACAAUGAAAAGCCAUGA
Messenger RNA from Vicia faba (fava bean), 402 nucleotides. The record is from the annotation of a GenBank genome assembly. NCBI's taxonomy places the organism in Eukaryota, Viridiplantae, Streptophyta, Magnoliopsida, Fabales, Fabaceae.